CCUUGCCUGUUUCCGCCAUCGAACACAAACCCGCUAAAGCUCUUCCAUUACAGAAACCCAUUUUCAAAUUCAAAACAAUGGAUGCAUUCGGCCGCUACUUCGUCGACGAGAAAGCAGUCCGUGUUGAGAACAUUUUCCUCGACUUCCUCAAAAGUUUUAGAUUAGAUGGACAAAAUCGUAAUAUAGGAGAACCGUACUACGAUGCUGAGAUUGAAGCAAUGAAAGCGAAUGAAUCAACAACGAUGUUCAUUGAUUUCUCCCAUGUCAUGCUUUUUAAUGAUGUUCUUCAAAAAGCCAUUGCCGACGAGUACUUUAGGUUUGAGCCGUAUUUGAAGAAUGCGUGUAAGAGGUUUGUGAUGGAGCUGAGCUCAACGUUUAUAUCUGAUGAUAAUCCUAACAAGGACAUCAAUGUUGCUUUUUUUAAUAUCCCUUUUUCCAUGAGAUUAAGAGAGCUAACAACAGCGGAAAUUGGGAAACUUGUGUCAGUAACCGGAGUGGUGACUCGCACAAGUGAGGUAAGGCCGGAGCUUUUGCAAGGAACUUUUAGGUGUUUGGAAUGUGGUGGUGUUGUCAAGAAUGUUGAACAGCAAUUCAAAUAUACUGAGCCAACAAUUUGUGCCAAUGCGACAUGUUCCAAUAAAAUGAGAUGGGCAUUGCUUAGGCAAGAGAGCAAAUUUGCUGACUGGCAGAGGGUGAGAAUGCAGGAAACCUCUAAAGAGAUUCCUGCCGGUUCCCUUCCCAGAUCUUUGGAUGUUAUUGUUCGCCAUGAUAUUGUUGAAAAGGCCAGAGCUGGUGACACGGUCAUUUUCACAGGCACUGUGGUUGUUGUACCUGAUAUAUUGGCAUUGGCAUCCCCUGGAGAGAGAGCAGAAUGCCGCCGGGAAUCUUCUCAGCUUAAAAAUUCUGCUGUUGGUGGUGAAGGUGUCAGAGGGCUCCGAGCAUUGGGAGUGAGAGACCUCUCUUAUCGCCUUGCAUUUAUAGCCAAUUCCGUGCAGGUUUGUGAUGGCAGAAGGGAUACUGACAUCAGGAAUAGAAAAAAGGCUGUUGAUGAAGAUGAUAACCAGGAAUUCACGACAGAGGAGCUAGAUGAAAUCCAAAGAAUGAGAAACACUCCUGAUUUCUUCAAUAAGAUUGUUGAUAGCAUUGCUCCAACUGUUUUUGGUCACCAAGAUAUCAAACGUGCAAUCCUGCUCAUGCUCUUGGGUGGCGUUCACAAGUUCACUCAUGAGGGUAUUAACCUUAGGGGGGACAUCAAUGUUUGUAUUGUUGGUGAUCCCAGCUGUGCAAAGUCUCAGUUCCUCAAGUAUGCUUCAGGUAUAGUUCCAAGAUCUGUCUACACAUCUGGAAAAUCAUCAUCUGCUGCUGGGCUGACAGCAUCUGUGGCCAAAGAACCAGAAACUGGGGAAUUUUGUAUUGAGGCUGGUGCAUUGAUGCUUGCUGACAAUGGCAUUUGUUGCAUUGAUGAAUUUGACAAGAUGGAUAUUAGAGAUCAGGUUGCAAUUCAUGAGGCCAUGGAACAGCAGACAAUAAGCAUCACAAAAGCUGGGAUACAAGCGACACUCAAUGCUCGAACAUCAAUUCUAGCUGCAGCUAACCCUGCUGGAGGACGCUAUGAUAAAUCUAAACCGCUCAAGUAUAAUGUGGCUCUCCCUCCUGCAAUUCUUUCAAGGUUUGAUCUGGUAUAUGUGAUGAUUGAUGAUCCAGAUGAUCAAACUGAUUACCACAUUGCGCACCAUAUCGUAAGAGUUCAUCAAAAGCGUGAAGAAGCUCUUUCUCCUGCAUUCACAACUGCUCAGAUAAAACGAUACAUUACAUAUGCAAAAACCUUGAAACCAAAGCUUAAUUCCGAAGCAAGAAAACUGUUGGUGGACUCUUAUGUUGCUCUUCGCAAAGGUGAUACAACUCCAGGGAGUAGAGUUGCUUAUCGAAUGACUGUUAGACAGCUGGAGGCACUGAUCAGACUGUCUGAGGCCAUUGCUCGAAGUCAUUUGGAAACUCAGGUACAACCACGGCAUGUCCGUGUAGCAGUCAAAUUGCUGAAAACAUCCAUAAUCAGUGUGGAGUCAAGCGAGAUUGAUCUAUCUGAGUUUCAAGAAGCAAAUGGUGAUGGUGGAAAUGAUGGUCCCAGUCAAGGUGAUGCCCAGCCAAGUAAUGCUGACGCUAACCCAGUUUCAGAAAACACAGAAAAUGGAGCGGCUUCUGCUAGCCGACAGGGGAAAAAACUUGUAAUAAGUGAAGAAUACUUUCAGAGGGUUACACAAGCACUGGUCAUGCGCCUUAGACAGCAUGAAGAAGCUGUGAUGCGAGAUGGGACGGGGCUGGCUGGAAUGAGGCAGGGAGAGUUGAUAAGAUGGUAUGUGGAUCAACAAAAUCAGAAAAAUAGCUACAGUUCCUUGGAGGAAGCAAAGAAUGAAGCUUCCAAAAUCAAAGCCAUUAUAGAGAGUUUGAUUCGGAGAGAAGGCUUUUUGAUUGUGGUAGAUGAUGGCAGCCGACCAGAAGCAGAGGGUGAUGGUGCAAGGCAAUCAUCAUCAAGAGAUGACAGGAUAUUGGUUGUGGCUCCUAAUUAUUUGGUAGAAUGAUGUGAUGCAUUCACAACUCGGUAACCAGAAGACUCGUGCAUGGUGCAUGGUGUAUGGUGUAUGAGGUCAUGCUAAGUUAAAUGUAACUUAACCAUAUAUACAUGCUGCAAGUUCGGCUUUUCUAUAGCCAAUAGUUUUUAAGUUCACGGCAGCUGAAAGCCUGGCAUUGGAAUCAACCCAUUUUUCUAAUCGUAAAUGCAUUUGUAAGAUCUGAAAAUAGCAUCUAAAGUGUGGUAGGUGAUUAAGAAGUGAUGUUUUUUUCUCCAUGAUUGUUAUGCAAAGCGCAAAUGUUUUAUGGUGGCA
This is a messenger RNA of Populus nigra (black poplar), 2882 nucleotides long. Its product is annotated as DNA replication licensing factor MCM6. The record is from RefSeq and is a predicted model, not a curated record. NCBI's taxonomy places the organism in Eukaryota, Viridiplantae, Streptophyta, Magnoliopsida, Malpighiales, Salicaceae. Bases 78 to 2579 code for a protein of 833 amino acids. Gene Ontology annotation, molecular function: ATP binding; single-stranded 3'-5' DNA helicase activity; single-stranded DNA binding. Gene Ontology annotation, biological process: DNA replication initiation; double-strand break repair via break-induced replication; mitotic DNA replication. The transcript has 18 exons. Gene Ontology annotation, cellular component: nucleus; MCM complex.